AACCGAGGGGCUCGGGUCACCUCCGGUGAGUUGGAGGAUCUGGAGGUGGUUAAGUCCUGAGGUGGGUUGAGAAGGAAGGCUGGGCCCCCGAGGAAGCCCGGAGGGGGUCAGAGAGAGCUGGGUAGGGGCCCAGGGCGAGUGGACAACAGGCCAGGUUGGGGACAGCGGGCAGAUGAGCUGACAUCUGAAGCUAAUGUAAAGUAAAGCCGGACCCAGCUGGAGCUAUCUCGGGAGUGAGGCGGGCACAGGCUGAGAGUAGCCCCCCAGAGAGACAGGGAGCUCAGGGAAGGGACCCUACAGAAAGGCCAGGUCAGGGCAGUGCCCCCCACCCCAUGGGGGAGACCCCUCCCUGGGGUUACCGAAGCCAUGCUGUCCCGCAAGGGCAUCAUCCCUGAGGAGUAUGUGCUGACCCGACUGGCAGAGGACCCAGCAGAGCCCAGGUACCGUGCCCGAGAGCGGAGGGCCCGCUUCGUGUCCAAAAAAGGCAACUGCAAUGUGGCCCACAAGAACAUCCGGGAGCAGGGCCGCUUCCUGCAGGACGUGUUCACCACGCUGGUGGACCUCAAGUGGCCACACACGCUGCUCAUCUUCACCAUGUCCUUCCUGUGCAGCUGGCUGCUCUUCGCCAUGGUCUGGUGGCUCAUCGCCUUCGCCCACGGCGACCUGGCCACCGACGAGGGCACGAGCGUGCCGUGCGUCACCAGCAUCCACUCGUUUUCAUCCGCUUUCCUUUUCUCCAUCGAGGUCCAGGUGACCAUUGGUUUUGGCGGGCGCAUGGUGACUGAGGAGUGCCCCCUGGCCAUCCUGAUCCUCAUUGUGCAGAACAUCGUUGGGCUCAUGAUCAACGCCAUCAUGCUGGGCUGCAUCUUCAUGAAGACUGCCCAGGCCCACCGCAGGGCAGAGACCCUCAUCUUCAGCAAACACGCCGUGAUCACCCUGCGCCACGGCCGCCUCUGCUUCAUGCUCCGCGUGGGUGACCUCCGCAAAAGCAUGAUCAUCAGUGCCACCAUCCACAUGCAGGUGGUGCGCAAGACCACCAGCCCAGAGGGCGAGGUGGUGCCCCUCCACCAGGUGGACAUCCCCAUGGAGAACGGCAUGGGCGGCAACAGUAUCUUCCUGGUAGCCCCGCUGAUCAUCUACCACGUCAUCGACUCCAACAGCCCACUCUAUGACCUGGCACCUAGUGACCUGCACCACCACCAGGAUCUUGAGAUUAUCGUCAUCCUGGAAGGCGUGGUAGAGACCACGGGCAUCACCACCCAGGCCCGCACCUCUUACCUAGCUGAUGAGAUUCUGUGGGGCCAGCGCUUUGUCCCCAUCGUGGCCGAGGAGGACGGCCGCUAUUCUGUGGACUACUCCAAGUUUGGCAACACCAUUAAAGUGCCCACGCCACUCUGCACAGCCCGACAGCUGGAUGAGGACCCAAGCCUGCUGGAUGCCCUGACCCUCGCCUCAUCCCGUGGACCCCUGCGCAAACGCAGUGUGGCUGUCGCCAAGGCCAAGCCCAAGUUUAGCAUCUCUCCGGACUCCCUAUCCUGAGUGGUGAUCCCUCCCCGGGGGAGCUCCUCCCCCCUCAUGAAUGUGCGCCCACAGGUACAUAUGUGUGGUAUGGUAUGUAAAACGGAUGAGGUGCGGGGCAUUGGCCAAGUGAAGGUUUGAAUGUGAGGCUGGGCCCACCUCAGCUCAGCCUCCCCUCUGCUGCGUGCCCAGGGUGUUACAAGACACUUGUCACUCCGCUAUUUCUGGCCUCCGCAGGAGCCUAUACCGGGUUAUUUUUGUCCUUACUCCUCCCAGCCCCAACUCAGGACUGGCUUACACCUCACUCCCUUUCGAAGGUUGAGGAGGCUGUAGGAGGUCCUAGGGCCUAAAGCUGAGUCCCCAGCCAGUCCUAGCCCCUGUGAUCAGCCUGCCACAAACAGACAGGUGCCUGGAGAGAAAAUGAUCUCCAGGUUGGGGACUGACUGCUCUUCUUCUGUGGCUGACAAGAAAAACCUGGCCAGGCCCCAAGCCUCUUUGGUCCUUGAGAAAGUGAUGGAUGAAGGCAUGGGUCUGGCCAGCCCGGGAAGGCGGUCGUAAGCCGUAAAUCAGUGCGCACCUUCCAGCUUCAAGACUGGAGUUGGGGCCCACCUGGGCAGGCAGGCUAGGGCUGCCUGGGCUCCCCUCCAUGGGGCAGGCUCAGGCCACAGAGUGGGGACAAAGGAACAAGGGGUGACAGAAGGAGGCCUUGCUGGCCCCUGUUCAGGCCCUUCAUCGCCAUCACCAGCCUUCCGCAGAGAAAGCUUCGUAGCCAGGCUGUUGCCACCACACUGUCCCUGCCCUGGGAGGCUGGCGGGGUGGUGCUGACGCUGACGCGCCACGUAGAGAGGCUUGCGGAGGAGACUCGACGUCUUCGGGACAUGUUCUGCCCCUCCCCGCUCCCCAUGUGGAGCUGUGACUCACUUUGUCUGUCAGCAGGCGGCUGGGUGGAGAUAAGGUGUCUGGAUUGCUGGAAGAAGAGAGGUUGGGAAGUUCUGGCCAGUGGGGAUGAGGGAGGGAGGUCCCCAAGACUCUUGAGCUUGACUCUCAGAGCACUGUUACCCAUCCUUGCCCAGAACUCUGUUGUCAAUAAAGCCUCCCCUGUCCCUACCCAAAUGCUGGGCUGUUCUGGCCAGGGAGGCCGCAGGUAUGCCAGGAGAAAGGACAGGCAGGGCCUCGGCUGUCAGCCUACAGUCAAGACAAGCAGGCCCUGGCCUGGAGACCAGGAAAGAGACUUGGGGCCGCCUCCUCUUGCCAGUUGAGAGAGGGCCUUUGCCCCUUGCCCACUGCUAAGCUAUCUGGCCAUCUCAGUCACUGGGCAUCCACCAGGUUUCAUAGUCUCAGGCCUGGCUGCCCUCCCCUCCCUGGGCUCUGCUGGAAGGAAGGCUGAGGUACGAAGGGAGGAAAGUCCCGGCAUUGGGGUUAGGAUGGCCUGGGUGACUCUGGGUGGUCGUUUCUUCCUCCAUGGUGACGGUCGCUACCUCGUGGAACUGUGGAGCGGUGUAAGCGCAUGGAGCACAAGUGCCUGGUCUGCUGUUCGUACUCAAUAAACGCUACCUGCUGUGAGCGCUGCCCACUCGCCGCGUGAAGAGAAAGGUGCUUUGACACUU
This is a messenger RNA of Jaculus jaculus (lesser Egyptian jerboa), 3125 nucleotides long. RefSeq names its product potassium inwardly rectifying channel subfamily J member 11 (gene Kcnj11). The transcript has a single exon. Bases 367 to 1539 code for a protein of 390 amino acids. Gene Ontology annotation, biological process: potassium ion import across plasma membrane; regulation of monoatomic ion transmembrane transport. The record is from RefSeq and is a predicted model, not a curated record. Gene Ontology annotation, molecular function: ATP-activated inward rectifier potassium channel activity. NCBI's taxonomy places the organism in Eukaryota, Metazoa, Chordata, Mammalia, Rodentia, Dipodidae. Gene Ontology annotation, cellular component: plasma membrane.